AUUUUAUCAGACGUGAAGCAUCUGCUGGAAGUCAGAAGACCCUCACACAACUCUGCUGAUCUACACAACUUCACCAGGUUGGAGAAAUGGCCUCAGAUCUCAUGACCGUUGCUGCUCUGGGACGACCUUUCACCCUAGGGAUGCUCUAUGAUGCCCGGAAAGAUGAACUGGUCCCAGGUCUCAGAUUGUGGAAUGAGGAAACUCUAAACGUAAAAACAACUGAAACCCCUCAGCACAGCAGUUAUUUUGAAAUGUCUGCAUCUGACUCCAUCGAAUCCAAGUCCACCAUGAUGGACAUUGAUGCUUCUCUGAAGGCCAGUUUCAUGAGUGGACUGAUAGAAGUUGGAGGAUCUGCCAAAUAUCUGAAUGAUGAGAAGAAAUUCAAGAAUCAGAGCAGAGUGACGUUUCAGUACAAAGCUACCACCAACUUCCAACAGUUGUCAGUGACUCAACUCAAAGCGAUGAGCCAAGAACAAAGAGAUCUCAUCAAGAAUGGCUUGGCGACUCAUGUAGUCACAGGCAUCCUGUAUGGGGCAAAUGCCUUCUUCGUGUUUGACAGUGAGAAGUUAGAAGACAGACAAGUCCAGGACAUCCAGGGCAGCAUGCACGCUGUGAUAAAGAAGAUUCCUUCUUUAAAUAUUGAGGGAAAUGUUAAACUCAAGCUGACUGAUGAAGAGAAAGCCCUGACUGAGAAAUUCUCCUGCAAAUUCUACGGAGACUUAAUUCUUGAAAGCAACCCAGCAACAUUUGAAGAUGCAGUGCAGACCUAUGUAGAACUUCCACAGCUUCUGGGAACAAAGGGAGAGAAAGCUGUGCCAGUGAAGGUCUGGCUGAUGCCACUGAAACUGUUUGAACCUGCAGCUACUGGGGUGAGGACAGAUAUCAGCAUUGAGUUAGUGAGGAAGGCGCAGGAAGCUCUGGAGAAGUUAAGGGAGGCAAAAAUGAGAUGCAACGAUUCUCUGGAAGACAAAGUGGUAGAGAGUUUCCCCGUGCUUCAGGAAGAGUUGAGCACUUUCCUCAAACUGUGUGGUUAUUAUAAAACCAACAUCCAGCAAGCCAUGGCAGAGAAACUUCCCUCCAUCCGUGAAGGAAAGGAAGAGGAGAGCUCACUGGAAAAAGUCUUUGAAGACAGGCACAAGUCACCCUUCAACCAUGAAAAACGAAACAAGUGGCUGGAUCACAAAGAGAGAGAAGUCAACAUCAUCAAGUCCUUUGUCGACACCAUGGAGGGAGUAAAGAUCGUCCUGAACCAGAAGGAGCUGGACAGAGAGGUCCUUGCUUCAGGUGUAGAAGAUGUUCUGUGCUUUGUUUUCACCUCCAUGCUAAAGGGUGAUAUCUACCUUGAUGAGAUGGCUGACUUCUUGAAAUCACCCAAGUUAGGAAGUACCGAUGAAGAGGAGUGGUACUACUCCGAUGAAGUUCUGAACACAAUGAGAGAAAAAGCCACAUUUCUCCAGGGUGCUUCCAAAGGGCUGAAGAACAACAGCAAAUUCCGUUUCCUCAUAACGACCAAAACCAAUCCCAAAUACAAAGGAGCAAGCAUCUACCACUACAAGAAAGGCCAGCUGGUCACUGAAGACUUUCAAAAGCCUUCUUCUGUGGAGACCAUCAAACACAAGAGAGAUCUGAUCUGGUAUGCCUGUGAUCUCCACCUGGACCCAAACACUGCCAACAACCUUCUCACUCUGUCUCACGGAAACAAAAAGGCAACACAUGGAGCAUCGCAGAAUGUUCCUCCUCAUCCAGAGAGGUUCGGAAAAUGGCAACAGCAGUGAUGGGACCCACCUGUGGCGCUGAUUCCAGGAUAUAAGAGGGCUGCAGAACAGGCUCUCGCUCUCUCUCAGCUGCCCUGCUCGGUGCAUCAGGACACCGCUCCUCUGUUCUGUUUUAUUGUUGUUGUAACCACUGUGUUGGUUAAAAUAAAUGAUUGUUUUGGGCAACUCCGGUGUGGAACUGUUGUCCUUAUGUUACAAGCAGAGCCAGCUUGUAAUAUAUGGGGGCUCGUCCGAUCCAAGAACCAGGUGAUAGUUGUUUACUUGAUUUGUUUGCCUUGAUUGUGUAGACAGUUUGUUCCUGGUGUAGGGCAUUAAGGAGUAGCUUUGGAAUUACCUUUCCUGAUAGGCAUAAGCAACAUCUCCUUCAGGGGAGCUUGUUGGUUUGUUAUUUUUGUUUGUUGUUUUUGUGCAUAAACAUGAUUCGACAUUUUUUUGUCAUGGGUACACGUCCGUGGCUGUCUUGGUGAGUAACAGCUUCGCUGGGGCUUUACCAGGUCAUUGGGUAAGUGUUUAAAACACCUGUCGUGGCAUGCAUGAAGACUAGGGUGAGACAAGAUAGCUAGUAUUGGGUAGGCAGUUAGCUAGGGGAGAGGUAUUCCAGAGUGAAACAAAAAAAAAAAUAUUUUUAGGUGUCUGUGCACCGGGUUCAAGGGAGUUUGCAGAAUCAUGGCUACAUUAACAGAUUUUGUGAAGUGUCCCAGUGUGGAACUACUGGAAAAAUGUAUUAAAGACCAACUGUUAAAAAUUGCAGAUUAUUUUUAGGUAGACGUUCCAAAGCAGGGUCGUAAAGACACCAUAGUGACUACGUUACAGGCCCAGUUGAUACUGCCAGCAGUGGCUGUCGAUGAUGGCUCUGAGGAGGAGUUGACGAAUGCAGCUAUAAAUCCAGAGCGUCAGAGAAGUGCAGGUUUUUCUUUGUUUGACUUUGGUGAAAUGACAUUUGAACAGAGAAAGGAAAUAAUGCUGUUGCAGUACCAACAAGACAGUGAACGUGAGGAACGAGCAAGUGAACGUGAGGAACGAGCAAGUGCUCGUGAUGACCGGGCUAGCGCUUGUGAACAGGAAACUGAGAGAGCGUUUAAGGUUAACUACAGUGGUGCGGGAAGCUGAAUUGCAACAAGAGCGUUACAAGUUGGACCUCAUCCAAGAGGGUAAGCUUUCUUCUGGGGUGUCCCCAGCUACUUUUGAUGUAGCUUAUAACUUGAGGUUGUUACCGAAAUUCGAAGAGAAGACUGUAGAUUCUUUUUUUGGACUUUUUGAGUGACUUGUGGUCUGAUUCAGAGAAAACAUUGCUGUUACAGUGUGUGUUAACUGGUAGGGCUCAAGAAGCAUUUUCUGCAUUAAGUAUGGCUGACAGUGAAGAUUACUUAAGGGUAAAGACUGCAGUGCUAAAAGCUUAUGAGUUGGUGCCUGAGGCCUACCGUCAGCAGUUCAGGAAGCUAAGGAAGUCAGAGGGACAGACCUAUGUGGAACUUGUUCGGGAGCUGACGAUGAAAUUUAAUCGGGUCACGGCUUCCGAAGUAGUAAAUCUUAAUGAUUUGAGGGAGCUGUUCCUUCUUGAACAAUUAAAAGAUAUUCUUCCAGAACGCGUUGCUACGUACAUGAAUGAGAAUAAGGUUAAAAAUGUAACAGACUGAGGGUGUUAGCUGAUGAAUACACGUUAACACACAAGAUUCAUUCAGGGGAGCGAUUUGACUGGGGGAGCAGAAAUAACUGGUCUGGUGACCCCAGAUGUACAGUAGAUCCAAGUACUUGCUACUUUUGUUUGGGUAAAGGACACCAGAAAAAGGAAUGCCCAGUACUUGCAAAAACCAAGGGACUCCAAAAUGUUCAGUUUCCCAGGCCUGUUGCCCUUGCAGCUUCUCCCCACAAGGUUGCUAGGGAUGAGGCUAUAGCUGCGGUUAAACUCUAUACUACCCCGCAACCAGUUGCUGCUGCGGUUUCUAACUACGGACCAGCCCUGCAAGAGGUGAAGCCUCGCCCCUCCCAGUUGGCAGAUGAAAUUGAUCCAGGGUAUGCCCCUUUCCUACGAGAGGGUUAUGUGUCUUUGCAAGGAAGUGAAAACAAAUUCCUUGUUAAGAUACUGAGAGACACAGGUGCUAUCGAUUCAUACAUAACUGAGGGUGUUCUUCCAUUUCCCUCUGUAACGGACACUGGAAGUGGUGUCUAUAACAUCAGGAAGAUACGUCCCCAGCUGACACAGAAAGCGACUCAGGUUCUGGUCCAGGCUCUCGUCAUCUCACGCCUAG
Gymnodraco acuticeps is the source of this 4024-nucleotide messenger RNA. RefSeq names its product neoverrucotoxin subunit beta-like. The record is from RefSeq and is a predicted model, not a curated record. NCBI's taxonomy places the organism in Eukaryota, Metazoa, Chordata, Actinopteri, Perciformes, Bathydraconidae. Gene Ontology annotation, molecular function: protein binding. The transcript is spliced from 5 exons. The coding region runs from base 87 to 1775 and encodes 562 amino acids.